AUGCAAUGUGAGCAGCUGGGUUUUGACUCAAUCCUCGCCAUUGGAUGGGUUCACAAGGUCGGAGGUCGCAUGUUCAUCAAGAGAGAGGGAGCUGAGAAGCUCAAAUCCUGGCCCGCCCCGCAGGACCCUACAGGAGUGCGUUCUUUCUUGGGUGAUAUGAAUCCCACUCGUCGCUGGAUCAAAAAUUGUGCCGAAAGAGCUCGUCCUCUCACUCGCCUUACUGGAGAUGUGCCUUGGAAUUGGGGUCCAGCCGAAGCCUUAGCUUUUGAGCUGUUGAAGGAGAGAUCUUCUACAGCCGUGGAGAUGAGUGGUUACAUCUUUGACUUACCCGUAUACCUCUAUUCAGAUGUGAGUGGUUUUGGUGCCGGCUGCGUUAUUAUUCAAUUCAUCGACUCUACCAGCCAUAAGGGCAUCUAUGCUCGCUGGGUUACAGAGUUGAGGUUACUGAACAUCCAAAUUCUCUACAUCGAGGGAAAACGCAACGCUGCAGCAGACGGGCUAUCUCGAAUACUGUUUGAAGGAGAUACCUGCCAGCUGGACCCUGCUGCUGAGUCAAUGGGCACUAUUAACCCCUUUGGCAACUGGGUGUAG
Clonostachys rhizophaga is the source of this 591-nucleotide messenger RNA. The record is from the annotation of a GenBank genome assembly. NCBI's taxonomy places the organism in Eukaryota, Fungi, Ascomycota, Sordariomycetes, Hypocreales, Bionectriaceae.